AAAGGACAUUUAUAGCAACUUUGGAAAGGAAAUAAAGACCGUUUAUUCUUGCUUGGAGAGACUACAGAGAGGGUGUUGUAGAUAUUGAAGAGGUAUUUAUACUGUCAGCAACGAAAGGAGACAUUUUUACCGUCAAUAAUAGCCGCUAACUUCACCGGAAAAAACUGGUUUUCCGACUUGUGAAAACUUACGGAAACCCUCAUGGGAGAAACCGGUAUCGUCCGGUUUCCGGGGAGCCUUGACCCACGAGCACAGGAGUUCAGGCCGAGAAACCCCGUGAACAACCAACCCCAAUUUCCGGUUUUUAGACCGCCCCAAGUUUUUUACCCGUACACUCAUCUUUCUCCGUAUCCUUCAAACGACGUCCAAGUUUUGCCGUUUUGUGAUGCUUCUGCUGCCGCCGUUGGUAUAGGUGGCUUGGUCUACCCUCAGUAUCAUACACAAGCGGCGUACGUUAGUAGUUCUCCCUCAUAUCAUGCGCUCCCUCCUCCGUCCUCGACUCCAACGCGGACGUUGGUUUUGAGUUCGGUGGCGGGUGAUGUGAGUGAGUCAAGUGUGAGGAGAGAUUUGGAGGUUUUUGGUGAAGUAAGAGGUGUUCAGAUGGAUAGAGCGGACGAAGGGAUCGUCACCGUUCAUUUUUAUGAUCUGAGACAUGCGGAGAUGGCUUUUAAGGAAAUACGAGAACAACACAUGCAACUACAAACCUUGUUGGGGAAUCAGUGCUGUGGUUUCGUGUUGCAGAAAAAUUGCGAUGGUCAAAGUCCGAGUUCUUCGUUUGUGUCUCAAACCGCGCGUGGCCUCAUUGCCGGUCGACCCGUUUGGCCGCAGUUCAUCGUUCCGUCCUGUAAUGCGGUUCCUGACGGGAAUAAUCAAGGGACUAUCGUGGUUUUCAAUUUAGACUCUGGUGUCUCCUCUUCCAGUCUAAGAGAAAUCUUUCAGGCUUUCGGUCCCGUGAAGGAGUUAAGAGAGACACCGCUGAAGAAGCACCAAAGAUUUAUAGAGUUCUAUGAUAUAAGAGAUGCAAGUAAGGCUCUCAAAGAAAUGAAUGGCAAAGAAAUUUUUGGUAAGGCUGUUGUUAUUGAAUUUAGUCGUCCGGGUGGCUAUAACAAGAAGUUCUUCAAUGCCAACACAAACACAGCUAGUACCAGUAACAACUUUACUGUCAAUAACCACAAUUCUUAUAUGACAAGAAAUUCAGAUUAUAGAUUUUCAACUCACCCAUCUUCUUCCUUUUCUCAUUCUCUUGUCGCUCAAACUCAACCAUUGAGAAAGAAAUCUCCAUCAAGUUCAGUAAAUGGAAACCCUAAUGUGAACAAGACUAGUACUGCUUCAAUUGAGGCCUCGGUGGCUUCUUUGUCUUUAGCAGGUGCAGUAGCCAAUACAAUUGAUGACGGGAAUCCAAGGAGGAGUAGUGGGAAAUGCCAAAGCAAUCAUUCAACGGCAUCUUCUAAACCGCAACAAGUUAAGAACAGGAGUAAUAAGCAUUGGAAGGGAAGACAAGUGAGGAAGAUAGAUUCUCGUUUCCUUAUAAAUGAAGUUGCCAUGGCAGACUCAAAUUGUAAAGAUUCCCGAACCACUGUCAUGAUCAAGAACAUACCCAACAAGUACAGUCAGAAGCUGUUAUUGAAUAUGUUGGACAACCACUGUAUUCACUGCAAUGAACAGAUUGCUGAAGGGGAUGGCCAGCCUUUGUCUUCCUAUGACUUCGUCUACCUGCCUAUUGAUUUCAAUAACAAGUGUAACGUGGGAUAUGGAUUUGUGAACAUGACGUCUUCUGAAGCAACAUUGAGGCUAUAUAAAGCCUUUCAUCUUCAGAACUGGGAGGUCUUCAACUCAAGGAAAAUUUGUGAAGUCACCUAUGCUAGAGUCCAGGGAUUGGAAGCUUUGAAAGAGCACUUUAAGAACUCGAAGUUCCCGAGCGAGAUGGACCACUAUCUGCCUGUGGUGUUUUCACCACCUCGAGACGGGCGGCAACUGACGGAGCCACUCCCCAUUGUUGGCCACACUAAGCAGCAGCAGUUGAUGAUGAUUGACCACUCACUCACCAAUCCAGAUGCCUCGUACGAUGAUCAUGAUGACCAUGACGAUGAUGAUAACGACUUAUAUGUUGGUGGUACACCUGAUAAUCAUACCAAUGGCUUUACUGAUUAUGCUGACUAAAACGAUCCCCUGAAUGGCGGCAGCUGCUGUAGCACAAACGGCGGCGACGAUGACAGAGAUAAUGCCAUGUUCUUGUGGCAUAAAACAAGAGUGGUUCUGUGUCUAUAUCUCUCAUAUCAUAUCAAAAUAUAAAUACAUAGCCAUUAAUUAUAUAUGACUUGUUCACUGCAACCAACGUUUGUGCUGCAAUACCUACCCGAUGGCCUCUUGUUGAGCACCGAGCCCUCUCUUUAUGUAGCCUGCAUCUGUUUACCCUCCAGGUCAGCUAGCUGACCGCGACUGUCAUCUCUUCCAUUUACUUCUCGUUCAGAAAUUAAGCAAGCUGUAGCGAAAUCAAGUAUUUACGUUUUUUUGGUUGCACAAAUUGUAGCGUGGUUACUGAUGUAGCUAGUUAUUUUUACGUUUCUGGGUUAUGAGUUAUUUGUUUCUGAUAAGAUGUAUAUGUUUAUUCAUUGGAAACAUUGAGAGACUUGACCAACGUAUAAUACGAAGUCUCUAUAACCCGGCGAUGUACGGUGGGUAUAUGGCUAAUUGCUGAUACCUCUACACCUGCCAACUUUCUGGUCUGUGUACGUCUCUGAUCUUUAAACUAUCGUCGAUUCCUUUGGCU
Molecule: messenger RNA, 2770 nt
Organism: Mangifera indica (mango)
Lineage: Eukaryota; Viridiplantae; Streptophyta; Magnoliopsida; Sapindales; Anacardiaceae
Product: protein terminal ear1-like
Exons: 5
Coding region: 202-2160 (652 amino acids)
Molecular function (GO): RNA binding
Source: RefSeq, a predicted model, not a curated record